Achroia grisella is the source of this 1700-nucleotide messenger RNA. Its product is annotated as tRNA (guanine(10)-N2)-methyltransferase homolog. The record is from RefSeq and is a predicted model, not a curated record. Lineage: Eukaryota; Metazoa; Arthropoda; Insecta; Lepidoptera; Pyralidae. Gene Ontology annotation, molecular function: nucleic acid binding. The transcript has 9 exons. The coding region runs from base 86 to 1552 and encodes 488 amino acids. Gene Ontology annotation, cellular component: cytoplasm. Gene Ontology annotation, biological process: methylation.
UUAUCUCAUCUUUAAGUUGUCUUAAUAUAUAUUUCUAUUUGAAUUGAAAAUAUUGACAUUGAUUUACAAUAAUUAAUAAAGUUUUAUGAUGUGGCGUCGAUAUUUAAUGUGGUUUGCUCAAGAACAUGUCGACUUUCGUCAUGCAGAAAUGCAAAGUAUACUUACGCUCUACAAUAUUCCUAUUAAAUACGUAGAGAAACCAUGUAUUAAAAAACCAUACUGGAUUGUUGAGGUGCCUUCGGAGGAAUUCAUUAAAAAAAUCGCUUCUAGGUCUGUUUUGAUUAAAAAUUGCAUUGAAUUAUGGGGUAGAGCCAAAACAGAGUCUCAAUUACACGAAAACUUGAGGAGUGCUAUGAAAAAUGAUACGGGACAGUGGAUAGUGAAUGAAAGGCACAAUACAGAAAUAAGUGAUGAGUAUAUUUGCCCAAGUGAACUGAUACAAUCCUGUUGUUCUGCUGAUAAGUCUUUUAAAGUGGAAAUUGAGACAUUCUGCAAACAUUUCUCUAUGCAAGAAAAAGUUAACAAAAUUGAGACAUUCAGUUAUUUACCAUUAGAGGGCACAGUAAAACUAAAAAACCCGGAUGUGACACUGGCCUAUUUGGAGUUUUAUGGUGUAGAUCCAAAUAAUGUGCCUGACAAACCAUAUGACUUGUUUUUUGGAAAAUGGGUAGCUGAUGGUCAAAGAGAUCUUAUCCAUGUUCUAUCAUUAAAAAAACGGCAAUUUAUUGGAAACACCAGCAUGGAUGCACAGCUGUCAAUAAUAAUGGCCAACCAGGCAAAGGUGAAGACGGGUGAUCUCUUGCUGGACCCCUUUGUAGGGUCUGGUUCCUUACUUGUAGCUGCCGCGCAUUUUGGAGCAUACGUGUUGGGGUCCGACAUAGAUUUCAUGAUGUUACACGCACGGACGCGACCAACACGCGUCGGACAAAAGGAACGCCACAAAGAUGAAAGUAUACGCGCCAACAUGAAACAGUACGGCACAGAAUCUCGGUACUUGGAUGUGGUCGUGAGCGACUUCUCACUGCCCAACUGGCACGAGCGGCUCACGCUUGACGCCAUCAUCACUGACCCCCCGUACGGUGUUCGAGAGCCAACAGAAAAAAUUGGUAUAGAACGGGACAACUAUAGUUUGUCAGAAGAGCAUCUGGUGAACCAUGUUCCGUCUAAAGUGGGAUAUGAACUAGCUCACAUCUAUAGUGACUUGUUGAACUUCGCGGCGAGGCAUUUGGAGAUGGGCAGACGUCUGGUGUGCUGGUAUCCUUUUGUAAGGGAGGAGUACCAAGAAGAUCAGCUGCCGUCGCAUCCAUGUCUGCAACUUGUUGCCAACUCCGAACAGGUCCUGUCUAAAUUGACUGCCAGAAGACUUCUAACGUACGAAAAGAUUCAUGACGAAGUUCCCAACAUGCCGCUCGAUCCCAACGGUGGAGUUCACAAUUUUAGGGAAAAGUAUUUCUGCGGGGGCGAGCAAACGCGACGAGAAAGGAAGGAAAGGCGUGCCGAAGAGUUAGCUAUAAAUGCCGCGAACAGAGCUCUUAAACUCAAACUUACAUGACAUAACAUUAUAUAAAGUAUAGUUGUUACACAAUGAACUGGUUUUCUUAAUGAUUCCCCUUCCUUUCUUACUUAAAUAUUAUAAAUGCGAAAUUGUCUGUCGCGUUAAAUUUGAUAAUUAAUUGAUAUAAUAUAAUCGAGUACUUUAG